Molecule: messenger RNA, 1835 nt
Organism: Erythranthe guttata (spotted monkey flower)
Lineage: Eukaryota; Viridiplantae; Streptophyta; Magnoliopsida; Lamiales; Phrymaceae
Product: protein PHYTOCHROME KINASE SUBSTRATE 2
Biological process (GO): phototropism
Source: RefSeq, a predicted model, not a curated record
AAAGUCAUUAUUUAGAUAUAACUAAGGCAAAAAAAAAAAAAUUUGUCAUUUUGCACAUUGGUCCUAAGGCUAGUUAUUAUAUAUGCAUGUAAGAAAUGGUGAUUGCUCUCAUAAAUUCCAAUCUAAAAUUCAAUUUCUUCUCCCUCUGUCUUUAAAUCAGGCAAACUAAUAUUUCUGCAAGUCAGUUUCAACAAUAUUCUUUCAUAUCAAGAAACACUAUUCUCAAUCUUUCUUGCUUCACCUUUUCUUGCAUGAUCCAUCACUAGAUCCUUUUAAUUCCAUCCCCCAAAAAAAAAGGAAAAAAAAAUGUCAACCCCUAUAAUAAUAACAAGAACUUCAUCAUCCAAAACAUCCGAAAUAAUCACGAAAAACACCCGCGACCCUUCGUUUUCUUCCUUCUUGGACGGAGCCGAAGAAACGUUCGUCCUCAAAUUGGGCGGCGGCGGCGCCACGCAGGAUCACAACUUCGUCGGAAAGAAAAAAUCCGACGACAGAGAAAUCGACGUCUUCGAUGCAGAGAAGUACUUCAACGAAGGGCUGACGAACCACGCUACUCCGAAAGCAGUCGGUGCGAAAAUUUUAUCGAAAAAAGACGAACCCGUCGAAAUAUUCGCGGGUAAAGAGAAGGGCACCAAAUCAAACGGGACUCUUAGUCUCCGUUCGGAAUCGAGCUCGAAUAGCCGGAGCACAUUGUUACUACAAACCAACUCAAAAAAGCAGCACCACCUUAAAAAACCAGCAAAUUACAAGAAGGGCUUUCUUGCCACCAUUGGCUGCAACUGUUCCUGCACCGACAAAAAUUCCGUAGUAAUCGAAAACGGAAAAUCAAGACAAGAAAAUCACAAAACCAGAGACCAUCUUGUUCGAAAAUCGCUGUCGGAGUAUACCUGCGUGAGAUUCGAAGAAUCGGAGCUCAGAGUUAGCUCCGAGGGCCACUUCAGCUUCCCUGUUUUCAACUCCAAGAAUGGAAAGCCACAAGAUAAUGGCAAGAAAAAGAAAAAUAAUAAUAAUAAUAGUUGCUUAAGCUUGGAGGAGAAGCUAACAAUGAUGAACUGGGAUGCAGAUCAAGAAACUAAAAUCCCACAAAUUUCAAGAACGGACAACGACAGCGACAGCGAUGCGAGUUCGGAUUUGUUCGAAAUCGAGAGCCUAUCGAAAGGAAACAGCUCUUAUCUAUCGAGGCAAGCAUCGGACGGGCUUUCGUGCGUAACUCCAACAAACUGUUACGCGCCGAGCGAGGCCAGCAUCGAGUGGAGUGUUGUCACUGCCAGCGCUGCAGAUUUCUCCGCUAUAUCCGAUUCCGAAGAAUUAAAAUACUCCAAUUCCAAAACGGGGUCGAAGGAAGUAGUGCCUAAAGUAGUUCGGCCGAGUAUUCUUUCGGGUUGCAAGAGUGAUAAAGCUGUUGGUGUUGUUGGAGAUGCUCAUAAUAAUAAUAAUAAUAAUAACAAUAGAUCGAACGAGCAGUUAGGUAAUAUUUCAAACUCAAGAAGGCAUCUUGUGGGGGAAUCUUUAAUACAGCCGCUGACGAGAUUCCAUGAGGAGAUUAAGGUGGCGGGUUUUGAUUCUCGCAUCAGACGACAGUCGUUCGAUGCGCGCGUUCUAUCACGGCCUGGAACCGCUGCAGCACAUCUCCUGUACACUUAGUAAACAAAAAAAACAAAAACUAUAUGUAUGUUAUAUUUUAUGUUUCACUGUCUGUUUUUUUUUAUUUUCUUUAUUACCAAGUUGUUGGAGUCAUAAGAUCAGUUAUUUAUCUUUGUGUGUAACUAUUAAGACGCAACUGAAUGCUGCACGGAGGUGUAAGUAAUUACAUGUAUGUACAUUUUUUUUUGUUU